ACCCCAACACCCUCCUCACCCUUUACAACCCCCACCCAUCCCCUUCGUCAUUCCCAUUCCCCUCAGUAGACAGGGGGAAUUAGAAAGGUUGCUCCCGGGUAUUGAACCUUCGGCUGGGCCUGACCGAGUUGGAGGAUGAGGCUCAUUCCGGCCUCUCUGCCUCUCGGGUCCUCCCUCUCUGUUUCUGAUCCCUCCCAUCGUAUGCCCUGGUCCCUCCCCGUGUGUCUCUUGUUUCGGAGGCCGAGGCCGAGCCCAGCCCAGCGCAGCCCCACAGUCUCUUCCGCAGCCCCGGCGCCUCCGGCUCGGCUCUCGGGGCGGACCAUGAGUCGCUGAAUUGUCGGCCGCCGCUGGGAACCAUGCCCGGGGCUUGGUCGCUGUGCUGCCGGCUACUGGCGGCCUGCGUGUGGCUGAGGGCGGCCGGGGCCGUGCGCCCGAUGUUCAGGGAGUUCGGGCAACAGCUGCGGAGAGCCGGCGGAGGCUGGGGCCCGGAGCCCGAGGCCACGGGCCGCUGCCAGUCCGACUUCGGCCUGAUGCAGGACUACAUCAUCCGGACCCGGGACUCAUUGAGCGCCGGCGCCGCCUUCCUGAGCUCCCCGAGCGGUGUCAGCAGCCCAGCCGAGUGCCUGAGGGCCUGCUGCCGCCUCCCCAGCUGCACGGCGGCCGUGGUGGAGCGGGCCCGGGGCCUUGAGAUCAGGCGCAACAGCCCGGCCACCCUCAGCUGCUACCUCUUCAACUGCACGUACCGAGGCCGCGAUGUGUGCGGUUUCUCCCCGCAUCACGGAUACAGCAGCUUCAGCCGCAAUCGCAACGACAGCUGGCAGCCGGAGCCGCGUCACCAUGGCAACCGAAAUGAUGAAGUCCCCCACUGUGAUGCAGGUCAGGAUGUGGUCUUAUUACUGCCCACUGACUGGGUACUGCUGGAUGGAAGAGGCAGCGCUGACGAUCGGGGAAUAGUCCGAUAUGAAUGGACGUUACUACAAGGCGAUCCAUCCGUUGAUAUGAAGUCUCCACAACCUGGCAUGUUGAGAUUAAGUGGUUUACGAGAAGGCAUGUAUGUGAUUCAAUUGUCGGUCACUGAUACGAUUGGACAAAAGAGCGAUGAUAAUGUCACUGUGACAGUGAUGCCACCAAAGCACCAUACGACAGACUGUACAGGAGUUUGUUCACGAUAUCAGUUUAUCUGUGACGAUGGCUGCUGCAUUGAUAUCACAAUGGCUUGUGAUGGGACAGCCCAGUGCCCUGACAGAUCUGAUGAAACCUUCUGCCAGAGCUUUAAUGUAGGUCGUAAAUCAAUUACACAUACAACGCUUGCUGCUAGUUUAGAGCAAGAUAUGGCCAUGUGGCCAUCCUCUGACAGCUUCCACAGGACUUCAACAGUGAACCGUAAACCUGUGGAGGAGCCCGCUAUCCAGGUGACGCAGUCAUCCAGAACGGAAGGGAUGGACAAGUCCAAUCCUGACCAGAUUCCAGCAUAUUGCUUGCUUCCUCCUGCCCCGGGCCCCUGCAAGGGCCAUUUCCCUCGCUGGCAUUUUGAUAGCAUCUCAAGAACCUGCAGACACUUCAUCUGCAGUGGGUGCCAGGGCAAUCGGAAUAACUUCCUACAGGAGCUGGAUUGUAAGAAUGAAUGCGCACAAGCACAAGGUGAUGACACUUUAGAGAUGACUACAGUUGAAACAAGUGAAGGUGAUGUUCUGAUGUCUAAGGUCAGCCAUGGAAGAGGAGGUCACCCCAUCCCAGAGACAGGUGCUGUGCUACCCCUGGCCCUGGGACUUGCCAUCACUGCCCUGCUUCUGCUGAUGAUUGGCUGUCGGCUGCAGCUGGUGAGGCACAAACUGAAGAAGCUCCGACCUAUCACAUCGGAGGAGUCGGACUACCUGAUAAAUGGCAUGUACCUGUGAGCUGGGAAUGGUGCCUCUUGAAUAACAAUCACUGUCGCAGCGUGCUUCUCAAUGUAAAACAAAUGAAUGUGCUUGUGUGUGUCUGUACAAAUCAAUAUGUGGAGAGCAGUAGGAUCCUUUUGACUUUAUUACUUCCCAGUCACACCGGCAAACCUGGCAAGUGUUGGGUGUAAUUUUCAGACCAAGCCAGCUCAGUUGCCAUAAUGAUGUACAGCCCCAGGCCCAUCUGCAAGGUUGGUGGCUGAUCAAGCGAUUCUUAAUUCUGUUCCUUGCUAUGAACGUUGACUUCUGCGCCAUUUCAUGCACUCAAUGGGGUUUGUGCUGUUUUGAUAAGAAGUUCGACCAUCCUAUCUAAUGGUUCAGUUAGGUGCCCCUGCAGUGGGUUGGCACUGAUAAAUCCUUAACUGCCCCCCCACCCCCACCACCAAUAUACUGCAUUUUCUCCCUGACUGGGGACAGGCUUCUGCGUCCCCUUUUUACUCAACCUCUGAGUAAUUGCCACUGCCUGCAUCCAACAAUUUAAAUGUAAACUUGUGCCAGUGUUUGCAGCAAAAUUGCAGAAUAUCGGGGAGAAAAUGAUGAAAUUCAAAUCGCACACAAUUGGGAGAAAUUCCUAGCCUAGAAGGAACGCAGCCAGCCUAUCGAGUGUGUUAGUUUAGUACAUCAUGUUAUUACAAACUGUUAAAAUUUAUAAAAUUGGAAGAAUUGCCUUGUCAAAGUAUUCCACUGAACACCAACAGUUCUUGACUCCUGGUUCAUCUCUAAUAAAGGGCAUUUACCCAGUGUGA
Messenger RNA from Stegostoma tigrinum, 2686 nucleotides. It is a transcript of the gene lrp11, whose product is annotated as low density lipoprotein receptor-related protein 11. Lineage: Eukaryota; Metazoa; Chordata; Chondrichthyes; Orectolobiformes; Stegostomatidae. The transcript is spliced from 8 exons. The coding region runs from base 357 to 1898 and encodes 513 amino acids. Gene Ontology annotation, molecular function: protein binding; serine-type endopeptidase inhibitor activity. The record is from RefSeq and is a predicted model, not a curated record.